AUGGACAGGGACACAGCGGGUCAGGAGAGGUUCAGGACCAUCACAACGGCCUAUUACAGAGGAGCUAUGGGCAUCAUGCUGGUGUACGACAUCACCAACGAGAAGUCCUUCGAUAACAUCAGGAAGUGGAUACGCAACAUAGAGGAGCACGCGUCUUCAGACGUGGAGCGAAUGAUUCUGGGGAACAAGAGCGACAUGAACGACAGGAGACAAGUGUCCAAGGAGAGAGGAGAGAAGCUGGCGAUCGAUUACGGGAUCAAGUUUCUGGAAACGAGCGCGAAGUCGAGCAUCAACGUCGAAGAAGGAUUUCUAACUCUCGGCAGAGACAUCAUGACCAGACUCAACAGGAAGAUGAACGACAACAACCAAUCAGCAGCCGGUUCAGUGAAGAUCUCAGCGGGUCGCAGCAAGAAGAGCUUCUUCAGGUGUUCAGUGCUGUAGCUCCUCCUCCACCUCUCCUCUCCUCCACCUCUCCUCUCCUCCACCUCUCCUCUCCUCCACCUCUUCUCUCCUCCACCUCUCCUCUCCUCCACCUCUCCUC
Messenger RNA from Cyclopterus lumpus (lumpfish), 541 nucleotides. Its product is annotated as ras-related protein Rab-8B-like. The transcript is spliced from 7 exons. Gene Ontology annotation, molecular function: GTPase activity; GTP binding. Gene Ontology annotation, cellular component: trans-Golgi network transport vesicle; endosome; plasma membrane. Gene Ontology annotation, biological process: Golgi vesicle fusion to target membrane; protein localization to plasma membrane; protein secretion. NCBI's taxonomy places the organism in Eukaryota, Metazoa, Chordata, Actinopteri, Perciformes, Cyclopteridae. The record is from RefSeq and is a predicted model, not a curated record. Bases 1 to 441 code for a protein of 146 amino acids.